Tuber melanosporum (Perigord truffle) is the source of this 2062-nucleotide messenger RNA. RefSeq lists its product as uncharacterized. The record is from RefSeq and is a predicted model, not a curated record. Gene Ontology annotation, biological process: L-threonine biosynthetic process. Gene Ontology annotation, molecular function: pyridoxal phosphate binding; threonine synthase activity. The transcript has 2 exons. Lineage: Eukaryota; Fungi; Ascomycota; Pezizomycetes; Pezizales; Tuberaceae. The coding region runs from base 159 to 1796 and encodes 545 amino acids.
GAAUUGGAUCCCUUUUUUUCUUCCCCCACCCGUAUUGCACACCAACCAACCAAGACGAAGGAAGGUUUCUCAUUUAACACCUUCCCAAACGACGAGCUCGAUUCUUAACUACUUCCCCCUUUUUUUUUUCCUUCCUGCUCUGAGGAAAUUUAACGAUCAUGGCUUCACCCACCGCCUCGCAAAGGUACUUGAGUACCCGUGGCGGGUCCUACGGCUUCACCUUUGAGGCCGCCGUCCUCAAAGGCCUCGCCAGCGACAACGGCCUCUUCAUCCCAGAGGCAAUUCCAUCCCCACCCACGAACUGGCAAAAAACCUGGAAGACCCUCUCAUUCCAAGACCUAGCUUACGAGGUCCUCUCACUCUACAUUUCCCCGGACGAGAUCCCCUCCUCAGACCUACGGGAGCUGGUCACACGCUCGUAUUCCACCUUCCGCCACGAGGACAUCACGCCACUCAAUACCAUCCUCCCGGAUGCAAACCUGCACGUCCUAGAGCUGUUCCAUGGCCCCACGUUUGCGUUUAAAGACGUUGCAUUGCAAUUCGUCGGGAACCUGUUUGAGUAUUUCCUCGUUAGGAAGAAUAAGGAUGUGAAAGAGGGGGAGAAGAGGCACCACUUGACAGUGAUCGGCGCUACGAGUGGAGAUACCGGAUCCGCCGCUAUCUAUGGCCUUCGCGGGAAGAGGGACGUAUCAGUAUUCAUCCUCCACCCGAAGGGUCGUGUGAGCCCGAUCCAGGAAGCGCAGAUGACGACAGUGCUAGACAAGAACGUGCACAACCUCAGCGUCGUCGGAACUUUCGAUGACUGCCAAGAUGUGGUAAAAGCACUCUUCUCGCAUCCCGAAUUGUCAAAGUCCCACAACCUGGGCGCAGUCAAUAGCAUCAAUUGGGCCAGGAUCCUCGCUCAGAUCGUCUACUACUUCUAUUCCUACUUCACCUUGCUCAGGCGUCUGCCGGUAGGAAGUGUACCCAUCUUUCGCUACGUCGUGCCAACGGGAAACUUCGGUGACGUGUUGGCGGGUUACUAUGCUAAAAAGAUGGGCCUACCAAUCGAUAAGCUCGUCAUUGCGACAAAUGAGAACGACAUCCUGGAUCGCUUCUUCAGAACAAGCCGCUACGAAAAGCGUCCUGUGUCCCCAGAGGAGGGUGAAGGUGGCCCAGCAGUAGGCGGGGUUAAAGCAACCCUUUCCCCAGCAAUGGACAUCCUCAUAUCCUCUAACUUCGAGCGUCUACUCUGGUACCUAGCCUACGAGAACGAAAUCCCCAACGCUACCAACGAAGACCAGAAACGUGCCCGGGCCGGCAGCGUCCUGAACGAGUGGAUGACCUCCUUAAAGAACACUGGCACUACCGUGGUCUCCGAAGACGUGCUUAACAUUGCAAAGAGGGACUUCACUUCCGAGCGUGUUAGCGAUAACCAGACUGUCGAGACUAUACGGCAUAUGUUUAAUACCCCGCCUUCUGCAUCUUACAUUCUUGAUCCGCAUUCGGCCGUUGGAGUCGCCGCUUCCUUGAGACUUAUUAAGGCUUCGCAGGCUGCUGGCGAAGAAAACGUCCACCAUAUCUCAUUGUCAACCGCACAUCCGGCAAAGUUCAAUCAUGCAGUGGAUCUAGCGCUCACAGGGAUUAGUGGUGGCGAGGAGGUCGGGGACUAUGACUUCGAGAAGAUGGUCAGGCCACAAGAGUUCCUUGGCUUAGAGACUAGGGAGAAGAGGGUUCGCGAGGUGGAGAGGGCGGAUGUCGAGCUUGUUAGACAGGUUGUUGUCGAAGUGCUAGAGGAAGAAGAGGUUGAGAGGUAGUUUUUUCCCCCCCCCCCCUCCCCACCCACGGCUCCCCACUGAACCGGGCCGGGGCUGUCCACGCAAUUCCAUAAGAUAAAAACCCCCUUGACGAGCGUCUUGCUUUUGGGGAACGAGGGUGCGAUUUUCGUUAUGGCGCCGACCGCCCAUAUGCUCCAACUACCAUCAUCAGACAGAUAGAAGAUAUAUAACUUUUACCACAUGAUAUAUAUUAAAUGAAAGAAAAAAGGAAAAAGAGUCAAUGAAAAGAAACACAAUCGCCUUUA